CGAGGCCAGUGGAAGCGUCUUUGUCAACAAGAUGUUUUCUCAGAUGCCGCUUUUCAUGGCGGAUGUAAGGAUCUUUCAGCCCUCUACAUUCUACAUCGUUGUGCAUACCUCUUAUGGGCUCCGUCUAGAGGUCCAGCUAACACCUAUAAUGCAGGUCUACAUCGUAGCUAGCAGUUCACACAAAGAAAAAACCCAGGGUCUUUGUGGAGACUUUAACAGCUUCCACACUGACGACUUCAGAACCAUCAAUGGACUGGUGGAAGGAACCGCUGUGACAUUCGCCGACACGUGGAAGACCAAAGCAAGCUGUCCUGAUGUGCCACAGAGCUUUGAGAUCCCAUGCAGUCUGAGUGUAGAGAACGAGAGAUAUGCCAAGCACUGGUGCUCAAUGCUGUCAGAUCGUGAAGGAAUAUUUUCCCAAUGCCACACUGAGAUCAACCCAAAUUACUACAUGGAAAUCUGCCUAUAUGACAGUUGUAACUGUGAGAGGAGUGAGGAGUGCAUGUGUGCUGCGGUCUCCUCCUACGUCCAUGCAUGUGCUGCUGCAGGCGUCCUGCUCAGUGGAUGGAGAAACACCACCUGUGGGAAGUACUCCUCUAGCUGCCCUGACACGAUGGUCUAUGACUACACCAUGACCAGCUGUGACCGUACCUGUCGUUCACUGAGCCAGACAGACUUCACCUGCCAGUUAGACCAUGUGUCUGUGGACGGCUGUGGCUGUGCCGAGGGAACCUACCUGAAUGACCAGGGAGAGUGUGUCCCUGCCUCACGCUGCUCCUGCUACAAUGGAGGCACAGUAGUGCCCCCUGGAGAGGUCACCAGGAUCUAUGGGGCUACAUGCACUUGUGAAGGCAGAAAAUGGCAGUGUACCAAAAAGCAGUGUGAUGGGAUGUGUGCCAUAUAUGGAGAUGGGCAUUUCAUCACUUUUGAUGAGGAAAGGUUCACUUUCAAUGGAGAUUGUGAAUACAUUCUUACUCAGGACUACUGCAGCAACAAUCCAAAAGGUACCUUUAGAGUGAUCACAGAGAACAUUCCCUGUGGAACCACCGGCACCACCUGUUCCAAGGCCAUCAAGCUCUUCUUGGGGAACAAUGAGAUCAGACUAGCAGAUGAAUCUGUAAAAGUGAUCAAACAAGAGAACGGGGUUGACGUACCAUACCAGGUCCACUCUAUCGGUCUCUAUGUUGUUGUUGAGGCUGGAAAUGGCCUGAUCCUCAUGUGGGACAAGAAGAAUAGCCUGUUCAUCAAACUCAGCUCUACCUUCCAGGGCCAAGUGUGUGGUCUGUGUGGUAACUACGACGGUAAUGGAAAGAACGACUUCACGUCCAGAAACCAGGAAGUGGUUGUUGAAGCUCUGGAGUUUGGGAACAGCUGGAAAGUGUCACCCAGUUGCCCCAACGCUGAUGUCAUAAAAAACCCAUGCACUGUAAGAUCAUACAGGCAGUCCUGGUCUCUGAAACGCUGCAGCAUCAUCACCAGUAACGUUUUCUCAGCCUGCCACUCACAGGUGGACCCCACGCCAUUCCAUGAUGCCUGUGUGAGGGACUCGUGUGCCUGUGACACUGGGGGAGACUGCGAGUGUUUCUGUACAGCUGUAGCAGCCUACGCCCAGGCCUGUAACGAGGCAGGGGCUUGUAUCAAGUGGAGAACACCAGAUAUCUGCCCUCUGUUCUGUGAUUUCUACAACCCUAUUGGUGAGUGUGAGUGGCAUUAUAAUCCGUGUGGAUACCCCUGUAUGAAGACCUGCAAGAAUCCCUCAGGAACAUGCUCCAGUCAGAUCCCUGCACUGGAAGGUUGCUAUCCAAAAUGUCCUUCGGCCCAGCCUUAUUUGGAAGAAAGUACCAUGAAGUGUGUCAGUAAGAAGGACUGUGGUUGCUACGAUGGAGAUGGAACUCAUUACAACGAGGGAGAGGUUAUACCUUCCAAGGAGAACUGUCAGACAUGUCGUUGCUCAUCAACUGAGGUCAGAUGCAGCUAUAAUGUCCAAGCUUGCUAUUGUUUAUACGACGGCAGAACAUACCCGUAUGGAGCGACCAUAUAUCACACAUCUGACGGUGAUGGGACCUGUAUUACUGCCACCUGCAAAGAGAACGGAACUAUUGUCCGGAUUAUGAACCCCUGUCCCAGCACCCCAACUCCAACAACUACACCAACAACACAGAUAUCCACCCAAGCACCGACAACAUUUGUUUUCUCAACUUCUGCCACUACCCCAACCACAACCACAACCCCAACAACAACCCCUACUGCUACUCCCACAACAACCCCUACCACCUUCACAACCCCUACAACUACCCCAACAACAACCAUUACACUGACAACAACCCCUUCUACUACCCCCACAACAACCCCAACUUCACCAACACCCACUUCACCCACUACUACUCCACACUGCCUGACCAAGAGUGUCUGUGAAUGGUCAGACUGGAUUAGCAAAUACUAUCCCUCUGUUGGACCAGAAGGAGGAGAUUUUGAAACCAUAGAAAAUAUAAGGAAAUCUGGUAUUGAUAUUUGUAGCCAACCUAAGGAUGUAGAAUGCAGAGCCAAAGACAACAUCCAUGUUCCUUUGGCCGAACUAGGUCAAAAUGUUGAAUGCAAUCCCUCAGUUGGACUGAUAUGCCACAACAAGGAUCAAGGCAUCCCACCAAUAUGCUACAACUACGAGAUCAGAGUCAGAUGUUGUGUUGAUGUUGUUGAUGUUUGUAGCAAUGGGACAACUACCACAUCAGAAAGGCCCACAACAACCAUUACAACAUCAUCAACUACCCCAACAACAACAACAACAGAAAGUCCAACAACUACAACUACCCCAACAUCAAAACCAACCACUACCCCAACAACAACCACAACUACCCCAACAACAAAACCUACCACUACCCCAACAACUACCACACAUACCCCAACAACAACUCCUACCACUACCCCAACAUAUACUACCACUACCCCAACAACUAAUACAUCUACUACAACUACUUCAACAACUAAACCUACCACUACCACAACUACAACUCCUACCACUACUCCAACAACAAAUCCUACCACUCCCCCAACAACAACUCCUACCAAUACCCCAACAUAUACUACCACUACCACUACCCCAACAUCUACUGCAACUACUUCAACAACAAAACCUACCACUACCCCAACAUCAAAAACAACUCCUAACUCUACCCAAACAACAACUCCUACCUCUACCCCAACAACAUCUCUUACCACUACCCCAACAACUACUUCAGCUGCUUCAACAACCACUCCUACCUCUACCCCAACAACAACUCCUACCACGACCCCAACAACAACUCCUACCUCUACCCCAACAACAUCUCCUACCACUACCCCAACAACUAGUCCUACCACUACCCCAACAACAACUCCUACCACUACCCCAACAACUACUACAGCUACUUCAACAACCACUCCUACCACUACCCCAACAACAAAUCCUACCACUACCCCAACAACAACUCCUACCACUACCCCAACAACAAAUCCUACCACUCCCCCAACAACAACUCCUACCAAUACCCCAACAACUACUUCAGCUGCUUCAACAACAACUCCUAACUCUACCCAAACAACAACUCCUACCUCUACCCCAACAACAUCUCUUACCACUACCCCAACAACAAAUCCUACCACUACCCCAACAACAACUCCUAACUCUACCCAAACAACAACUCCUACCUCUACCCCAACAACAUCUCUUACCACUAGCCCAACAACUACUUCAGCUGCUUCAACAACCACUCCUACCUCUACCCCAACAACUCUUCCUACCACUACCCCAACAACAAAUCCUACCACUACCCCAACUCCUACCACUACCCCAACAACUACUACAGCUACUUCAACAACCACUCCUACCUCUACACCAACAAUAACUCCUACCACUAUCCCCACAAUAAAACCUACCACUACCCCAACAACAACCUUUACCACAACCCCAACGACCACCCCAACCACAAAUCCUACCACAUUAUGUUUUUGCACAUAUGAAAAACAAUAUUUCCCUGCUGGUUCCUUGAUAUAUAAUGAGACUGACGGCGCAGGCUGGUGUUUCACAUCCUACUGUAACUCAAGUUGUGUUGUUGAGAAACAAGCCAGACCAUGUCUCUCUACGACCCCAGCUACAGUCAGCACUGUCUCAGCUACAGUCAGCACUGUCUCAACUACAGUCAGCACUGUCUCAACAACAACAGAAGCUACACAUUCUACAACAUCUACAUUGUCCCCGACUACACCUUACACGGGCUGUGAAUAUGUCAUUCCACCAAGAAAGGAUGGUGAGACUUGGAAGACAGACAACUGCACUACUCAGACUUGCCACAGGGGUGUAAUUACCACGACGUUUGUGGUCUGUGAGUCUGUUGAAAAGCCUGUGUGUGAAAAUGGAUAUCCACCAGUGAAAGUCUAUGACGAAUCAGGUUGCUGCUAUCACUACGAAUGUGAAUGUAUAUGCUAUGGAUGGGGAGACCCUCAUUACGUCACAUUUGAUGGCCAAUAUUACAGUUUCCAGGAAAACUGCACCUACGUUUUGAUUAAAGAAAUAGUUCCUCGACAGAACUUCAGUGUCAUCAUCGACAACUAUAACUGCGAUCCGUCUGGACAUGCGACCUGCCCUCAGUCUCUGAUUGUCUAUUACAAGUCUUACAAAAUCGUUCUUACUCCGAAGAGAUUAAAUGUGACAACAAAUAUGGUUUACAUCAAUGGAAAUCAGAUCUUCCCGACCUUUUCUAAUGAAGACCUCAUGAUCACCAGCACUGGGGUGGAGUUACUGUUGAAGAUCCCUGCCAUUAAAGCAACAGUGAUAUUUAAGUCCCUUAUGUUCAGUGUAACCCUGCCAAACUCCCUAUUCCACAACAACACAGAGGGGCAGUGUGGUACCUGUGACAAUCAGGAAAACGAUUGCAGAUUACCGAAUGGACAGAUUGACCCAUCAUGUCCUGGGAUGGCUCAUGAAUGGAAGAUUCCUGAUGAAAAACCCUACUGUGAACGGCAACCCUCUACCCCACCUACCCCACCUACCCCUAAGCCUCCAACCUGCCCAUCAAGAAAGACAUCAAUCUGUGACAUCAUACUUAGCCCGGUCUUUAAGCAAUGCCAUGACGUUAUCCCACAACAACCCUUCUUCGAGGCCUGUAAGUUUGAUGUCUGCCACAUGCCAAAUAUCUCAGUCGGCUGCUCCAGCCUGGAAGCCUACGCCGUGAGGUGAGCAGCUGGAGUCUGUAUCGACUGGAGGAAAUCAACUAAUGGAAAAUGUGAACUGACAUGCCCUAAGACCAAAGUGUAUAAGGCAUGUGGCUCUACUAUCCAGCCAACAUGCAAUUCAAGAUACAAUGAAAAUAUGUGCAUUCAUGUCAGGGAGCACAAAUGACCCGUGACAUUGUAUGUGACUCAUUCAUGGAGGGCUGUUUCUGCCCUGAGGGUACCAUCUUGUUCAACACAUUCUCUGACACCUGUGUUCGUGACUGUGGAUGCACAGGACCUGAUGGACAACCCAAACAG
This is a messenger RNA of Oncorhynchus tshawytscha (Chinook salmon), 5505 nucleotides long. Its product is annotated as mucin-2-like. NCBI's taxonomy places the organism in Eukaryota, Metazoa, Chordata, Actinopteri, Salmoniformes, Salmonidae. The record is from RefSeq and is a predicted model, not a curated record. Gene Ontology annotation, cellular component: extracellular matrix. Gene Ontology annotation, molecular function: protein binding.